Cottoperca gobio is the source of this 3799-nucleotide messenger RNA. Its product is annotated as SWI/SNF-related matrix-associated actin-dependent regulator of chromatin subfamily B member 1-like. Gene Ontology annotation, biological process: chromatin remodeling. The coding region runs from base 169 to 1275 and encodes 368 amino acids. The record is from RefSeq and is a predicted model, not a curated record. Lineage: Eukaryota; Metazoa; Chordata; Actinopteri; Perciformes; Bovichtidae. The transcript has 9 exons. Gene Ontology annotation, cellular component: nuclear chromosome.
UUCCAUUUAUUGGGCAGACGUGCUCCUAGCUGGGGUUUUUAAAUACAGAAAGCUGAAGUGACUGUUAUACUUUAUAUGAGGACACCCAAUUUCCCAUCUUCAUCGUAGAUCCCAAACACAUCUGAAGAAGAGAAGGCUGCUUAAUAGCUGGUUAGCGAUAGCGUAAAGAUGCAAUUGGCUCUAAGUAAAACGUUCGGCCAGAAACCAGUUAAAUUUCAAUUAGAACAAGAUGGGGACUUUUACAUGGUUGGGUCAGAGGUUGGAAACUAUCUGCGUAUGUUCAGAGGCUCUCUGUAUAAAAGAUAUCCCUCUUUAUGGAGGAGGCUGGCCUCAGUGGAGGAGAGGAAGAAAAUCGUAGCAUCAUCUCAUGCCACUAGUGUUACUCUGCUGAAGGCAUCAGAAUGUGAAGAGAUCUUCGAGGGGAAUGAUGAGAAGUACAAGGCGGUGUCCAUCAGCACAGAGCCCCCAGCUUACCUCAGGGAGCAGAAAGCAAAGAGAAGCAGUCAGUGGGUCCCCACUCUGCCCAACAGCUCUCACCAUCUAGAUGCUGUGCCUUGCUCCACCACCAUCAACCGCAACCGAAUGGGCCGAGACAAAAAGAGGACCUUCCCCCUGUGUUUUGAUGACCACGACCCUGCAGUGAUCCAUGAGAACGCAGCCCAGGUGGAGGCGCUGGUUCCCAUUCGUCUAGACAUGGAGAUAGACGGACAGAAACUGCGAGACGCCUUCACCUGGAACAUGAAUGAGAAACUGAUGACACCGGAGAUGUUUGCAGAGAUUCUAUGUGAUGACCUGGACCUGAAUCCUCUGGCCUUUGUCCCCGCUAUUGCCUCAGCCAUUCGCCAGCAGAUUGAGUCCUACCCCAUAGACAGCAUCCUGGAAGAGCAGGCAGACCAGAGAGUCAUCAUUAAGCUGAACAUCCACGUGGGGAACAUUUCUCUGGUGGACCAAUUUGAGUGGGACAUGUCGGAGAGGGAGAACUCGCCAGAGUCGUUUGCACUGAAGCUGUGCUCUGAGCUGGGUCUGGGGGGAGAGUUCGUCACCACUAUCGCCUACAGCAUUCGUGGUCAGCUUAGCUGGCACCAGAGGACCUAUGCCUUCAGUGAGAACCCACUCCCGACAGUAGAGAUUGCCAUCCGCAACACAGGUGAUGCAGACCAGUGGUGCCCCCUGCUGGAGACCCUCACAGAUGCCGAAAUGGAGAAGAAGAUCCGAGACCAAGACAGGAACACAAGGCGUAUGAGACGACUGGCCAACACCGCUCCUUCCUGGUAGAAAGAGUCAUGAAGCUGCAUCAGAUGACGUGUUCCCCGGAGACUACUGUUACUCUGAAGUGAACACACACACACACACACACACACACACACAUCAUGCAUUGAUGAAGCCUCUGGAUGUUCCUGUAAGCAUGACUGCACUCACAGUUCGGGGGUCCGUCUCACUGACAACACACACAUUCAGGCAUUCCUCUGCACGCACUGUCUGCCGUCAUCAUGUUUCACCUUGCCUUUAGCACGUCGGUCACAGCAACACUUUAAACCAAAACAUCACUGUUCGCUUGUGUUUGUCUGAUGUCUGCUACAUAAGUUACUGUUACACACACCACACCAUGCAACAUUCACACUACACACGUCAGGUGGAAACAAUUGGCAUUACAGUAAAAUUACUGAGUUUAAUGUGAAUGAAUACAAUAUGGACAGCAUUUGUUUAACAUCAUCGGGGCAACUCUUCCAACAGUCCUUUGAAGAUCUUCAGAGCUUUAUCACAUCUGUAACAGAAGUCUGCCCUUUCUCUGUCUACAAGAGAAAGAGUUCCAGUUGCCAUGACUGAAUGAUCUACGAUUCUAACUCAGAUCCUGUCUUUAUCAACUUCUAGCACUGCACUGUCGGUGUUUUUCACAGCUAACAUUGUGAACAUGUUGGCAAGGAAAAGCACAGGGGAAAUUAAUCACAUUAACGAUGGCUCUGUGUCCCCGCGCUGACUUACAGAGCUGGAUGGAAUGAAGUCGUUAGUAAUAAUAAUGACACUGGGAUCUUCCAGCUAUGUCAAAGUCAAACGCCCCAUUUACACUUCUCAUUUCAAAUGUCUUUUACUGAAGACACUUUAAUUUACACUCAGGCACAUGUAUGCAUCUCUGGUGGCCAGAUCACACAUCUGAUUGCAUCCGUCUUUGUUUUCCCGGCUACAUGUAAAUCAGGGUCUGCACUCCUCCAGGCCAGAAGUAGUUGGUAGUGCACCUGCAUCUCCAGAAGAAGACUACAAUUCUGCCGUUUGGUUACAGCAGUUUAGCUAGUUUUAACUAACAACUAUCCAUAAGCUAAAACAAACGUACAAAUGAAUUUUAUUUAUAAACGACGAGCGAGACGUUUUAACCGUCUUCAAGGCUCUAACUCACGCCCCCCCUCACCCAUACAGAUAAAUGCUGUGUCACCCACAGAUCAUUCAGUGGUUGAACUCUACAGCAUCUUGGUGCACCUUGUUUCUCAUUCAUUGAGAGAACAACUGCACAAGGACAGAGCAGACAGACCGUGGAUAUAUGAAGGACAUAGCCACAGAUGCUUACUCACAUAGUUCCACGAUGGGAGGAGUAAAGAUUAUAGUAAGAGAGUCUUGGAGGGAUGGAUAUAUUUACACAUUUUCAACAUCUGGCUGGAAUCUGCUCAAACGUCCUCCGGAGGAGCGUGAACAAUCCUAUCUGGGUAGAUGGAGCAGCUGUCCGAUCCACUGGUAUGAAGUGAGUGAGUGUAAACAGGCUCACAGUGUCGGUACAUUGAGAUGUUCCACAUGACCAGCGGUUUGAGGCAGCGUGUCCUGUAGAGCUGAAAAGAUUAGUCGGUUAAUCAACUGAAAAGUGAGCAUGAACUAUUUUGAUAAUUGAUCAUUCGAAAAUAGUAAAAAGGUGUUAAACAUUAACUUCUGAUUCUAAAAUAAGGAUUUGCUGUUCUUUGUCAAAUAUCACUGUAAACUGAAUAAGUUUGAGUUUCCGUCUGUUGUCAGACAGAAGUGUGAGGAUGUGACCCGGGGCUUUGAGAAGUUGUGAUGGCCUUUUUGUUAUUUUAUUUUUUACAAUUGAAACUGACCUGCGCACAUCAAACCUCUGUUGAUGGGUACCCCAGGAAUACUACAUAAUGCCUCUAUGUGUAUGGUUUGAACAUGGGAGAAAAUAUCAUUGUGAUCGUGUGAAUUGGUAAGAAAAAUUUAAGUCAGUAAAUCCUCCAUCUCUGGGCUUUAAUAAAUGUCAGUGAGCCACAUCCAAGUGUUUUGACUACUUUGGUACAGAGGCUGAUGUUAGUGUUUUUAUCUGACAGAAAUAACGUGUAUAAUCUAACUACAACACUCCCUGCUAAUGUUACUUUUGUGUCCUGCUCAGCUGUCGAGUGUUUGCAGCCAAUCGGAGAGUUGGUUUGAUUUUCGCAUGAAGACUUUGCGUCCCGAUCUUACUCACCGACUCUGAUCGGUUAUGUGCACCAGUGUUCAUUUGCAUGCUAACACAUAGCUAGUUCAUAGUGUAACCCUGUGCAUGAGGGACUAGUUGUUCCCAUUGUUACGUCUGUGUGCACUGUGCCUCACAUUGCAUCAGUGUCAGCAGACUGGUCCUUUUUACUGGUAAAUGUGUUUUGGGUAGUAGAGAGGGAAACAACAACCAAUGGUGUCUUUUUAAAGUGAUGAUUUGAACAUAUUCCAGAGAAUGAUGUUAACAUAUGUACUGUCGCUUCUUGUUCUCUUCUUUUGUAAAAUUGCUUUACCUUUAUAGUUCUUUUUUUAUAUGAAAAAUAACAAUAAAGAAAACUUGUUGGACAUA